Aureobasidium melanogenum CBS 110374 is the source of this 1077-nucleotide messenger RNA. RefSeq lists its product as uncharacterized. The transcript has 2 exons. The record is from RefSeq and is a predicted model, not a curated record. Bases 1 to 1077 code for a protein of 358 amino acids. Lineage: Eukaryota; Fungi; Ascomycota; Dothideomycetes; Dothideales; Saccotheciaceae.
AUGACUCAGGACUCCGAUGCAGACAUAGGCCUUUGCGGUAAAACCAAUCAGGACCUCAGGACCUUCUCUGAGAGUCAUGCACAGCACAUAUGCACCACUGAACACCGUCUCAAAGAGAGCCUGGUUAACCAGACAAACACACUUGAGGCACUGAGACAGGACCUCGUAUCUGAUAGAGAAGAUGCCAAGCAGGAUCUCGAGACUAUCCGUGAAAACCAUGACCAACAUGUGCUGAACACCGAAGAACGGCUCAAAGAAUGCCUGGUCAACCGGACAGACACACUUGAGGCUUUCAGAAGUUCUGAGAAGUGUGUCGAACAAGAAUUGUCAAGCGUUCGAGAUACGCUGAACGUGUUGAAAGAGGUUGUCACCACAAGACUUCCAGCCAAGGAAGAUCAGCCUGAGGUCGUCGAGGAACGUUCAGCUACCUUGUCAUAUGCCCAAAUCGCCGAGAUCAAUUAUGACCCGUCCGAUGGAGCAGCAGUUGCAAGUGAGGUCGAUGUCCAUUUGCAGAGCCAAGGCACACAAACUCUACAGUCCAUCGGAGGAGUAGCCCAGGCCUGCAAUGACACGGACCUUGAGACUAUGUCUUCAAAUGGAAAACGUGUCGACGAUCGAGCGAAAGCUCUAGAAAAACUUGCUGAAAUGUACAGCAACGCAAUAUGUCCAAUGGCACUCGCUGAUCUCCUCCGGCCUUACAUGGGCUCAACGAGUCCCAGCUUGGAAAGAAGCCAGGAGCCUUCCGUCUCGCCUACAAGGUCCAGGGCCAUCUCAGAAGAAAAGCCAGCCCAGCAAGUGUUAGGUAGAGAAGAGGUUCGGAUUGAGGCGAGAUCAGGCCUUGAUCGGGAGAAGGGACAGAAGAAAUCUAAGAGUAUACACCGAGUUGAUCUUGUCGGAGUGUUUGGUCCUAAGCAGCUGUUGUCUAGUACGCCAUCUUUGAUCAGUAAUAGUGGUGGACCUGUACAUGGACAGAAAGCCCAGAAACGAAAGUGCGAGGCGUCAGAGAUUCCUCAAUCUCGAGCGGACUUGCUGCAACAACAACAACAGCAAGCGUACCGCAAGAAACAAAGGAAGUGA